Messenger RNA from Indicator indicator, 1405 nucleotides. It is a transcript of the gene CTDSPL2, whose product is annotated as CTD small phosphatase like 2. Bases 1 to 1389 code for a protein of 462 amino acids. NCBI's taxonomy places the organism in Eukaryota, Metazoa, Chordata, Aves, Piciformes, Indicatoridae. The record is from RefSeq and is a predicted model, not a curated record. Gene Ontology annotation, molecular function: phosphoprotein phosphatase activity. The transcript is spliced from 12 exons.
AUGAAGAUGAGGCUGAGAACGCGGAAAGCUUCUCAGCAGUCAAAUCAAAUCCACACACAACGAGCUCUGAGGGCCAAGAGGAAACACUUGGAGGUGGAAGAGACCUUGCCUGUUGGUGGGGGGAAACCACAGAAAAAUGAGACUGGCUUGUUGUCCUCGAUCAAAAAGUUCAUCAAGGGAAGCACACCUAAGGAAGAAAGAGAAAAUCCUGCAAAAAGAAGUCGGAUUGAUCGGGAUAUAGAUAACUUGAUCACAUCUACACCUCAGACAGGAGAGAAGCCUCGAGUACGGCGGAAAAGUCAAAUGAAUGGAGAAGCUGGAAGUUAUGAAAUGACAAACCAACAUGUGAAGCAAAAUGGGAAAUUGGAAGAUAAUCCUCCCACUGGCAGUCCCCCCCGAACUACCUUACUGGGAACCAUUUUUUCUCCUGUCUUUAAUUUUUUUUCACCAGCAAAUAAAAAUGGAACAUCAGGAUCAGACUCUCCAGGACAGGCUGUGGAAGCUGAAGAAAUAGUCAAACAGCUUGAUAUGGAACAGGUAGAUGAGAUUACCACAAGUACUGCAACAUCAACCAAUGGAGCAGCUUACACAAGCCAAGCAGUGCAGGUCAGGUCUGCUGUCAACAAUGGCUUAGAAGAAGUGGAGGAAGCAAGUGACCGUGACCUGCCACCACUCACAGCACCAGUAUCUCCAGACAGUGGCUACUCAUCAGCUCAUGCAGAAGCCACCUAUGAAGAAGACUGGGAAGUCUUUGAUCCAUACUAUUUCAUCAAGCAUGUUCCACCACUAACAGAAGAACAACUGAACAGGAAGCCAGCUCUUCCACUGAAAACAAGAAGCACACCAGAGUUCUCAUUAGUUCUAGACUUGGAUGAAACAUUAGUGCACUGUAGUCUGAAUGAGUUAGAAGAUGCUGCACUCACCUUUCCAGUUCUUUUUCAAGAUGUCAUUUACCAGGUCUAUGUCCGGUUAAGGCCGUUCUUCCGAGAAUUCCUGGAACGUAUGUCUCAGAUUUAUGAGAUCAUUCUUUUCACUGCUUCUAAGAAGGUGUAUGCAGACAAGUUAUUGAACAUUCUAGACCCUAAAAAGCAACUGGUCAGGCAUCGACUUUUCCGUGAGCAUUGUGUUUGCGUGCAAGGAAAUUACAUCAAGGAUCUAAACAUCCUCGGAAGAGACCUGUCCAAAACCAUCAUCAUCGACAAUUCACCGCAAGCCUUUGCUUACCAGCUUUCAAAUGGAAUUCCUAUAGAAAGCUGGUUCAUGGAUAAAAAUGACAAUGAACUCCUAAAAUUGAUUCCAUUUCUGGAGAAACUUGUAGAGCUGAACGAAGAUGUCCGACCUCACAUCAGAGACAGAUUUCGCUUGCAUGAUUUGCUACCCCCCGACUAAAGCCUUUUGUCCCAUU